CUUUCACUGGCUACGUCAAAGGAGAGGAGCUUUAAGUUGCCUUGCAAAUGAGGCUGACCUCUUGUUUCUGUGGAGAAGGGGCUGGUGCAGCCUGAGUUCCUGGGGAAGCUUUGGCUCUCACUGUUGUUUGUGUUUGCUUGCAGCUGUGUAAAUGAGUAUGGAAGAUUAUGAUUUCCUGUUCAAAAUUGUUUUAAUUGGCAACGCUGGAGUGGGAAAGACGUGCCUAGUCCGACGAUUCACUCAGGGUCUUUUCCCCCCAGGUCAAGGAGCCACAAUUGGAGUUGAUUUUAUGAUUAAGACAGUGGAGAUUAAUGGUGAAAAAGUAAAGUUACAGAUCUGGGACACUGCGGGUCAAGAGAGAUUUCGCUCCAUUACCCAAAGUUACUACCGAAGCGCCAAUGCCUUGAUCCUUACCUAUGACAUCACCUGUGAGGAAUCCUUCCGCUGCCUUCCGGAGUGGUUGCGGGAGAUAGAACAGUAUGCUAGCAAUAAGGUCAUCACUGUGUUAGUGGGCAACAAGAUUGACCUGGCUGAAAGGAGAGAGGUCUCCCAACAGAGAGCAGAAGAGUUCUCAGAGGCUCAGGACAUGUAUUACCUGGAGACUUCAGCCAAGGAAUCUGACAAUGUGGAGAAACUCUUCCUUGACUUAGCAUGCCGACUCAUCAGUGAAGCAAGACAGAACACACUGGUGAACAAUGUAUCAUCACCCUUACCCGGAGAGGGGAAAAGCAUCAGCUAUUUGACUUGUUGUAAUUUCAACUAAAGGCUGAGGCAAAGAGAAUCAAAGGGAAUCAGUAGUUGCCUUGGUGGGCCAUAUGUUGCUAGGGAAUCUGGCAAUGACUAUGGCUCUCGCUCUUGGACCUUCUGACUCCUGUAGGCUCCAGAGCUUACCAAGCAUGCAGGCCAAGGGCCUUGACUACAGGCCAGCAUUAGCAGAACACAUAAUGGUUUCAGCCUUUUGCAGUCUGGCGUUGGAGCAAGGAGAAAAUUGCACUAAGCGCUCCAUGAUCUGCAGAGCAUGUUGCUUUUGUUUUUAAAAAAAGCAAGUAAAAAUGCAUUCCUGAACACAGAGCAGGGGAUCAUGUACUGUAGGAAUCCUUCUGUGUGUCAGCGGGUGCAUGAGGGGCUGUUCUUUAGGCUUCAGUGGUAAUCUGGUGCCCAUGGAUUUCUUGUCUACCAGGUAAACCAAAUCUGGAAAGGCCAAGUACUGUCUCUGUAGUACUUAUUGAUGACUCCAUGGAGAUUUUGAAAAGUGUUAUUUCUUUUGUCCACAAGCACUUUCAAAACCUUUGGGAUAUAAAAAUGGGAACUCUUCUCAUGACCAACAGUAAAAAUUAUUGUUUAAUAAUAUAUACAAGCUCCAUGACUCUUUUUGGUGCUAAUGAUUAUGCUAUUUCACAGACCAAACGUUUUAGUACAUUGAUACCCUUAGAUGUAUUACCUAAAAUAAAAAGAGAAUGGGGGAAAUCCAUGAGUCAGCAGUCUUUUUCAGUCUCCUUACCACCGUUUCUAGGAUGGGUUUGGAUAUGAGAAGCCCUUUUACUUUCAUAUUCUCCUUGAAAUUUAUUAACUUUCUUCUAUUCUUUCACACUUAUCCAGCCCUUCAAGUAAAUUAAAGUAUAAAAAAUAUGGGGAAAAAUAUAAAUGAUGACAUUCUAAUAAAGAAGACUAGUUGUACCAGAUGUUGAGUAGCAAGAGAAAACAGAGCAGAUAUGACCAAAAUACUGUGGACUAUGGACUGACUGCAGAGCAGACUUCCAGACAGAGCGCAGCUCUCUCUAAUAGGUCACGCCUUUUCCUUUCUGGAACUAGCCUUGGAUGGACCAAGGUUUAGGAUUUUGUAGACAUUUUUAGUAUAAUAAGUGAGAAUAGCAACAGAUGAAAAGUCUCACAAACCAUUUUUGUAUCUUCAAUAAACUUAGGAAAGUGCUGCUCAGGAAGCAGGCUGAGUUGUCCUUUAUUAAUAUUAAUGUUGAUUGCAGAUUCAUGACCACACAUUUCUUUUCCCUUUAUCUUUUCUUUCCCCUAGUCUCCCCUUAAAGUGUUCCUUUCCCCACUCCUUCUUUUACUCUUUCCUUCCCAUACUGGUAUGCAUGUAUUACUCAAAAUCUCCAAUUCAAAUGGAGGUAUAUAUGCCUUUACUUAGCCAAUUUCACAACAGGACUCAAAUUGGAAGAUGUGCUGCUGAAUGAGUUCCUGUUUCUUCAGUGCCAUGUUUUGAUACCUUCCAAUUUGUUCACUGUCAUAAAUGCAAAUACGACAGUAAUUAAGUCUGUAUGCUCUUGGUGUUGUCAGGUGUCGCUGUAGCUUGCUGUAUAACAUAACUGAGUAUGAAUCACUGAAUGAGGAUAAGAUGUGUAAUUCCACUGUUGGUAUUGAUGGUGACAAUCUUGGACCUGACGUGUCACUCUUGGAAAGCUACUGAAUUGUAAGGCAAUGAGUCAACACAGCAGGUUAUUGAUAACACAUUUCUAGCAUUUCUAGAAGAUUCCAUAAUGUCCAAUCUUUUUUACAUGUGACUGCAUGUAUUAUUAGCAGUCAUUGGUUUUGACUGGCUCACUAUGCUUUUCUUGAUUCUAUAGGAAAGAAAAAAGCUUCCUAAAAGUUUGAACUGUCUUUCCUUUAUACAGGAAGGGGAAAUAAACCACUUAAAUGAAAAUAAAAAUCAUUUAUAUCUUUGCUUAAUAGCCAGCAACCAAAGGCAUCAGAAGAUAAACUAAUCAAAGUUACAGAAAAAUGUAUCUUUCUACUGUGAAUAUCCCCAAAUUUAGAUUUAUUACUUUUCUGGAUGGCAAAAUUCUGAUCUCCUCAGCAUAAGAUGACUCAGCCUUGUCUCACAGCAGUGUGUUAAAAAUAAUAACGUUGCUUUGUGAACUUUAAGGGCUUUGUUAGAUCGGACUAAUUUAGCUCUAGAAUAACAGCUUUUGGGGUCACAUUUAUGUUGUUAUUCUUAUUCCGUUGGGCUUAUAGCACCCCCAUCUGUUCAGAAACAGCUCAGAGAGCUCUGCUCCAGGUCUAUCUCCCCCUGGGUCUCUGAGUAUUUGAGUAAAUCAUAGUCACCAAUCUUUGGCCCAUUAGUGUGGACACUUGAGAAGCUGGGCCCUUAUGUCCCACAGUUCUGUGAAUUUAAGAUUAGGCCUUUGGGAUAUUUGUUCAGUGAUGUAUCUCAAGUUUGAGAACAAUCCUUGACAAUAUUGUAGGUGCAAUAAAUACCAACUGAAUAAAUGAUUCAGUGCCAAGA
This is a messenger RNA of Grammomys surdaster, 3241 nucleotides long. It is a transcript of the gene Rab30, whose product is annotated as RAB30, member RAS oncogene family. Lineage: Eukaryota; Metazoa; Chordata; Mammalia; Rodentia; Muridae. Gene Ontology annotation, molecular function: GTPase activity; GTP binding. Bases 152 to 763 code for a protein of 203 amino acids. The record is from RefSeq and is a predicted model, not a curated record. The transcript is spliced from 4 exons. Gene Ontology annotation, biological process: Rab protein signal transduction. Gene Ontology annotation, cellular component: trans-Golgi network.